AUGGAUGAGCAGCUCGCAGGGUUAGAGAGGGACUACUGUCCGAUCUUAGACUCAGCACUCGUUCGUGCUAUCUACGCCGACUUCGCCGACAAUGGUGACACCGGAAUUGAAGAAGCGCGACUGAUGUUGGAAUCGCUGAAAGAAGCGGCCCUUUAUGAACAGACCACAGACUUUGACCCCUCUGGCAGUAGCGGGCAGGCAGCCGUUCUCAGCUCAGAGCGCGACAAUGGCCACUCGGAUAAGGAGACGGAGAACGGAGCAUCGCAGUCUGAAGACACAGACCUGACAAGCCUGUCCAACGGCUUGUCUGCUACAGGCUUGAAGACACGAUCUGAUUCCGGCUCGGGCGAAUCGUCCAGCAUGGCAGGCAACAAUGAAUUUGUCGAGGAUGCCGAACGCCUCAGCACCGACGAGAAGGUGGCGCGACUUAUUGAUACCUUUCCUACCGUCAAACCUACACUCAUUUCGUACACUUUGAAGAAGUGCGAUGGGAAUUUUGGCAGAGCGACGGACGAGCUGCUGAACCACGUCUACUUCGAAGAGACGGAAGCUGAUGGCGUGGAUCCAGAAGAGCGGAUAGUGGCCAAAGGUAUCGAUGCCUUCUCUGAGGAACACGCAUUACCACGGGGACGAAAAGGCAAGGCGAAGAAGUGGAAGAAGGUCGGUUCGGCAGCCAGCUCCAGGGACAGUUCGAUACCCGCAGCCCCAGAUAGCAAGAGUACCACGAACAAGUGGCAGAGCGCAACCAAGGACAUUGAGUUCAUAACCUCCCGAACAAACCUGCCAUACCAGUACGCAUCAUCAAUGUACCACAAGAACGGCGCCUCGCUCCGCCCAACCAUCGCUGCGCUCAUUGCGGCCAACACCACAGAAAACGAGGGCAGCAAACCAGACGAACGAACCCAUCGAAACGCCCUCGACCUAACCACCGACUUCCCCUCCCUCAAGCUCCCCUACGCCACCGCCCUCAUCCGCCUAACCGCCCCCUCCACAGCCUCGGCCCACGAACUCGCCAAAGCGCUCACCACCGCCCCUUCCAACUCUUUCACCGGCGGCGUCGAGCUCAUCCCCAAAUACGCGCCCCUCGACCUCGGUCUCUCCUCCAAACCCCCCUCCAGGGCCUCCACUCCAGCCCACCCCGUCUCCGCCGCCGAUACCACGGCUCUUCUCGCCGCUCGCUCCCAUGCCUUUACUAGCGCCUCCUCCGCCUACCGCCGCGGCAAGUCCGACAGGCUCAUGCUCGGCGCAGCGGGGUAUUACUCCCAACUCGGGCGCGAUGCCCACGCCUCUCUCGCCACCGCCUCCGCUUCCGCCGCCGACGCGCUCGUCGCAUCCCAAUCCACCCCUACCACGCUAGAUCUGCACGGCGUGGACGUGCGGAACGCGGUCAGGAUCGCAAGGGAGGGCGUGGAGGCGUGGUGGGCGGGGUUGGGGGAGAAGCGGUUGAGGGGAAGUGAGGGGGUCGGGGAGGGGUUUGAGAUCGUUACGGGGGUUGGACAUCACUCUGUUGGGGGAGUGGGGAGGUUGGGACCCGCGGUGGGGAGGAUGCUUGUGAGGGAGGGGUGGAGGGUUAGGUUUGGGAGUGGGAGUGUUAGGGUUGUGGGGGCUGUGAGGAAGUAA
Coniosporium apollinis CBS 100218 is the source of this 1620-nucleotide messenger RNA. RefSeq lists its product as uncharacterized. NCBI's taxonomy places the organism in Eukaryota, Fungi, Ascomycota, Dothideomycetes. Gene Ontology annotation, molecular function: ubiquitin binding. The transcript is spliced from 2 exons. Bases 1 to 1620 code for a protein of 539 amino acids. The record is from RefSeq and is a predicted model, not a curated record.